AGAGAGAGCAAAUUCUUCAGUAAGCAGAAUCAAAGCAGAUUAACCCUCAUCUACUUCUGGCCCUCUAAGAGUUCUCCACUAAGCAAGCGAAAACAGCCAUGCUGCACCACCAUUACCAUGGCGAGGUGGCCAGCCUGCACUGCCUCUCACCUCCAAGCCUACCAUUCAGUUCCCACUACCACAGCAACAUGAUCACCAUGGCACCCUCGCCCUUCCACUUCCCAGCAGCUACCUGUGAACCUAUCCAGGAAUUGCUCCCUGUGGUAGCGGGCAAUCGCCCAGCCGGCUCUGGCAGCACAGAUGACGCCUACCAGAUGGCAGCGGAGGAGGAGCGGAGGCGGCGGAGGAUGAUCUCCAACCGGGAGUCGGCACGGCGGUCGCGCAUGCGCAAGCAGCGGCAGCUCAGCGAGCUGAGGGGGCAGGUUGUCCACCUCCGUGACGCCAACCGCCGCCUCCUUGAUGAGCUCAACCAAGCAAUGAGGGGCUGCAGUGAUGUCCACUGCGAGAACGCCCGGCUCAGGAAGGAGAGGGCCGAGCUCCAGACCAAGCUCGAGCACCUCAUGCAAGCACAGAAGAAUAACACCUCGCCGAGCUCCUCACAGCCAUGCGAGAAUAUUUGAUUACUGAAUAAUAAAUCAUUCUUAAUUAUCUCCUCAUUUUAACUACGAGGAUUAUUAUUAGUAUAUCAAAAUAAGACAUGUUUUGAGAUGCUUCCUUCGGCUUCUGUUUUUUUGUUUUAUCUUUUAUGUACGGGAAUAUUCUAACUGCCCAUUAUUGACAUCUUUUUGUCAAGGUGGCUAAGAUAAAUAUGGAUUGAGCCUAUUGGCGAGUUGACAUUGA
Molecule: messenger RNA, 840 nt
Organism: Oryza sativa Japonica Group (Japanese rice)
Lineage: Eukaryota; Viridiplantae; Streptophyta; Magnoliopsida; Poales; Poaceae
Product: basic leucine zipper 8
Biological process (GO): regulation of DNA-templated transcription
Molecular function (GO): DNA-binding transcription factor activity
Source: RefSeq, a predicted model, not a curated record